GGGGCGCGGCCGCCCGCCCCCGGGACGCGGCCAUCAGGGCUGGGCGCCCUCCCCGCGGCGCCGGGGGCUCGCCUCGCCACCCUCAGCCUGGGCGGGCCGGGCCGGCCGAAGGGCCGCAGCCCCCUCACCGCGGGGCGCUCAGAGCCGCCGAGCCGCGCGGGCCGCCCGAGGCCGGCCUUCCCUCCCCAUGGCGGCCCGCCCGCUGGGCCCGGCCUGGCUGCUAGGCCUAGCCUGGCUUCUGGGCGUGCCGGCGGCCAGCGGCCUGCCGCUGGUCCCCGGCCCGCGGGAGGAGGUGCUGGCGGCGGCCUUGCAGCGGCUGCGGGAGGUCUUCGACAUCGAGGAGCUGCCGCCCGACGUCCUGCCCCGCAAGAAGCCGCCCCAGUUCAUGGUGGAUCUCUUCAACAAGGUGGCGGACGCCAACGGCAUCACCCGCGCCCCGGGGCUGCUGGAGGGCGACGUGGUGCGCAGCUUCGAGGACCGAGUUCACGUGGAGCAGCACCGCUUCUACUUCGACAUCAGCGCGAUGGAGAAGGGCGAGCAGAUGCUGAAAGCCGAGUUCAGGGUGUUCAAGCUGAAGAGGACGCAUGUGUCCAGCAGGUCGGACGUGACACACUUCUGUAAGGUGGAAGUGUACGAGCUCUUGGAGAGUGGAAGUAAGCCCCAAAAAACCCAUCUCAUUGCAUCAAGAUUAUUGUCCCUGUACACAGAAGGCUGGGAAGUAUUCAACGUCACGCAGACAGUUUCCAAGUGGAUUGCAAACAGCAGCUCCAACCAUGGCUUUUUGAUAACUACAACCCAUGUAUUCAACAACAGAAUUGAGCACAACCUGGUUAAGUUUGCUAAGAGCCAGGGCACUUUGCAGGAGAGUAGAAACGCUCUCCUUGUCCUCUUCACCAACAGCAACAAACGCAGGUCUUCCAGCUUUGUACCCUUUUCCACAAAACCAGAGGUGAACCCUGCCAGUAACGAUGCUUCACAUGUGCCUCAUGAAACUCAGAUCAUCAAAAGCAGCGAUGUGAGCAUGAGCAGGAGACCUCGAGCUGCUGCAGACCCUUCUGCCAAAAGCCAGGUAACAGCAUGCCAUCGAAGGGAGCUCUACGUUGACUUCCGUGCUAUUGGCUGGUCAGGAUGGAUUAUUUACCCAAGUGGAUACAAUGCAUUUUAUUGCAGAGGAUCCUGUCUCUUCCCCUUGGGGGAAAGUCUAAACGCAACAAACCAUGCCACAGUUCAGUCCAUAGUCCAUACGCUUAAACUGGCUCAAGAUGUCAGCACGCCCUGCUGUGUGCCAGAUGAAUUGAAGUCCCUCAAUCUUCUUUACUUUGAUGAAAAAGAGAAUGUGGUCCUUAAAAAUUACAAAGAUAUGGUGGCAACAAGCUGUGGUUGUCAUUAGCAGGACCUUCUUUUGUCAGCAUUUGGCGUGUGCCUGGAUUUGGUUCCCCAUUUGCCACUUGAAGAUACCGAGGAAGAUGGCCUUUCAGUUUACAGGCAGGAGAGCCAGGAACUCGGCUGUGCUUCACAUAUUUCUCCCCUCACCGUGGCUGCGUGGAAAGGUGCUUAAGGCUGACUUUCGAAGAGCCGUGGGCGUCAGGAGGGCGUGCUGACCUGCACGGAGAGCGCUCUGAGUGCCUCUACACCAGAGGAAACCAUUAAAACCAGGAACUUGCUAUGUGAAGGAGUUGAAACACAUUAAGUUAAGCAUUCAAAUUAAGGUCUUGUUCUGUGUAUUGAUGCUCAGAAUUUCCUAUGCUGUAACAGGCAUGGCAUCCUGCCUCAAUCCAGGACGGGGUGGAGGUCUCUUAGUAGCACAACCUUAUUCAGUUUUGGCUGCAGGAUCCGUUGGGGAUGUACACUCCUAUGCAGAGCUUUCAGCGUAACUGUUUGCCCGGCGCUAAUCUGGGAGGCCUCUGCCAUCCGCAGCUCACGCGUUACCGGGAAAUGCACUUCUUCCCUGUUCCUUACACAGCCCUACCAAAUGCAGAGGCCUCCUUCUAAGUCCCCUUGGGACUUGCUAGCUAGUCUGAGGGAGCACAUCGGUCAGCGUUUGUCUGGGAAUCAGCAAACUUGAAUUCUGCCUCAGGGCCGCGCCUCCGUACGGUGACGGGUCAGCGAGUCCCCCUCUCUGUAGAAUCAUUCUCUUUGGCCGCGGUCUGCUGUGGCUGUUAGGCUGCGUGGCAGCAGGGGCUGCCGUUGCGUAUUUAUACAGUGGCCAUGCAAUGGCAUCCUAAGCUUGGGUCAGAAUCCCCGUAGUUUAGCAGGAAGAAAGAAGACCACUAAGCGUCGGAGGUCUGUGACAAGAUGCUGGAUGCUGGCCUGGUCCUGUAUCUGAGGGAAGUUGGAUGGAAGGUACUCUCCGAUCCCUUCCGUUCUUCUUGAAGCAUAGGACAUAGGCUUAAAAGGAGCCCCUCGAGGUCUUUCAGUCUUGCCACGGUUCAAUGCAGGUAACCAGCCCAUUGCAGCUCCUCACUUAACCACUGAAUUGUAGCUUCAGCCUAAUUACGUUUCUUGUCUCCAUUAACCCUUAAAGGUGGCUGACUUCUCACAGAACAUGACAUCUCCCCUGGGUAGAAACUUGAUGGAGAAUUUUAUUCCAAUGAGAUUUUAAAAAAAAAUUAUUUAUGUAAAUGUUUUUCUUUCUGUAAAUACUGAUGUCUGUAAUAAAUUUAUUUUAUUUAAAACCCAAA
This is a messenger RNA of Phalacrocorax carbo (great cormorant), 2681 nucleotides long. Lineage: Eukaryota; Metazoa; Chordata; Aves; Suliformes; Phalacrocoracidae. The record is from RefSeq and is a predicted model, not a curated record.